Choloepus didactylus (southern two-toed sloth) is the source of this 243-nucleotide messenger RNA. RefSeq names its product DPH3 homolog. Gene Ontology annotation, molecular function: metal ion binding. Lineage: Eukaryota; Metazoa; Chordata; Mammalia; Pilosa; Megalonychidae. Bases 1 to 243 code for a protein of 80 amino acids. The transcript has a single exon. The record is from RefSeq and is a predicted model, not a curated record. Gene Ontology annotation, biological process: protein histidyl modification to diphthamide.
AUGGCAGUGUUUCACGAUGAGGUGGAGAUUGAGGACUUCCGGAGUGAUGAGGACUCACAGUGGUAUGUCUACCUCUGCCCAUAUGGGGAUAACUUCUCCAUCACCAAGGAAGAUUUGGAGAAUGGAGAAGACAUGGCAAAAUGUCCUAGUUGUUCUCUCAUUAUAAAAGUGAUUUAUGACAAAGAUCAGUUUAUGUGUGGAGAAAAAAAUACCAGCACCUUCCACCAACAAAGAAUUAGUUAA